Cuscuta europaea is the source of this 1807-nucleotide messenger RNA. NCBI's taxonomy places the organism in Eukaryota, Viridiplantae, Streptophyta, Magnoliopsida, Solanales, Convolvulaceae. The record is from the annotation of a GenBank genome assembly.
CUUCGAUGACAAAAUGAACUGACCAUCCAUAUUCGUUCGCACAUUAUUACAAAGAAAAGCCAAACAAGGAAAUAAGGCCAAGGAAAGAGUGGAGCCGGUUUUCUUCCACCAAUUAAGUCAUAAACCUCUCUUAUUACGCAAAGUAGCCAAAUCAAGCACGCUCAAGCCCUCCCACUAGUGAUGAAUGCUGGGAGAAGAACACCGUUACUACUGUGCUCUGUGCAUGAGCGGAAGUGAGAUUGUAGCUGAGUGAAGAUAUGUUGAGUUUUCUUAACAGAAAAGAUGUCAAAAAAAUUCUCAAACGCAAGGAUAGUGAUGCUGGGGAUAUAGGAAGGGCAUUAGAGGAGACACGAUCAUCUCUGUUAAGCAAAUUGAGGGCAUUUGGAGGUGCAAAGCGACAGCAACCGACCUUAUGGGGACCUAUCAUUGCGCUAUCAUUCAACUUUGUUGUAUCUAUUAGCAUUAUAUUGAUGAACAAGUUGGUUCUCGUCGAAGUCGGGUUCAACUAUCCAAUAUGUCUAACUUUUAUACACUACAUAUUUAGCUGGUUGAUAAUGGCCAUUUUGAAGGCUUUCUCCAUUCUUUCACUCUCUCCGCCUCCAAAGUCAACAAAGUAUUCUUCAUUGGUUUCUCUCGGAAUAGUUAUGUCUCUAUCUACUGGUCUUGCAAAUGUCAGCUUGAAAUACAACAGUGUUGGAUUUUAUCAAAUGGCUAAGAUUGCAGUCACACCUGCCAUCGUGAUUGUUGAGUUUAUUUUCUUCCAGAAGAGAUUUUCUGGCCAGAAGGUGAUUGCACUUACUCUAGUAUCCAUAGGUGUUGCAAUAGCCACAGUGACUGAUCUGCAAUUCCACUUCUUUGGUGCUUGCAUAGCAGUUGCCUGGAUAGUGCCAAGUGCAACAAAUAAGAUACUAUGGUCUAAUCUUCAGCAGCAGAAGAACUGGGCUGCGUUAGCGCUAAUGUGGAAGACCACACCUAUUACACUGUUCUUCCUUGUUCUUUUGAUGCCAUCACUUGAUCCACCAGGUGUCCUCUCCUUCCGUUGGAAUGUAUAUAACACCACAAUUGUUCUUGCUUCUGCUGUUCUUGGGUUCUUACUUCAGUGGUCGGGUGCUCUUGCACUUGGAGAAACAUCUGCCACCACUCACGUCGUCCUUGGACAGUUCAAAACAUGUGUCAUCCUGCUUGCUGGGUUUUUGCUUUUUGGUUCAAAUCCUGGAGUGACUAGUAUUUUUGGGGCAACUACAGCUCUCGUUGGUAUGACUAUCUACACUUACCUGAAUUUGAAAUCGAAGCAGCAAGCUGCAAAAGCUGCCAUUAGACAAUCUCCGCUUUCACAAACACUGAAGGAGCACAGAGAAAAUGGUGGUACACAGAAUGGAAGCCUUGGUGAUGAAUCUGUGUAGCCUCACCUUGAAGUUCUUUAAACCACAGGGUACCCAAAGCUUUUAUUACUUCAUUAGUUAGAUUGUGUACACAGGAUGGAAGCCUUGGUGAUGAAUCUGUGUAGCCUCACCUUGAAGUUCUUUAAACCACAGUACACCCAAAGGUUAUAUUACUUCAUUAGUUAGAUUGUGUUCAUAAUCCAGGUCUGUAGAGCUUUAAAUAAAUUUAUGCUCUUGUGAUGAAAAUGGUAGUGAUAGAAUGAUAGCUGAUAGUCAUAUCUUAUUCCCUUUUUCGCGAUUAUAUGUUAUAUCGGUGCUUCUGAAUUAGUUUUGUAUUGGAUUCAAUCUUAGAGGAUGCCAAGAUUUACAUGAUGUAUUAUUUAAAUUCAUAUAUGUGAUCUUUGUAUGGAUACUGAUUCUUGUCA